This is a messenger RNA of Ilex paraguariensis (yerba mate), 1606 nucleotides long. The record is from the annotation of a GenBank genome assembly. NCBI's taxonomy places the organism in Eukaryota, Viridiplantae, Streptophyta, Magnoliopsida, Aquifoliales, Aquifoliaceae.
AUGAAAAUGGUUUCGAGCACAGGAAGAAGCAAAUGGGUCUGUGUGUUUGUGCUGCUAUUGGCUCAUUCAGCUACUGUACUGGCAGAUGAUGACGAGACGACACCGGUACCCACUCUUUCUCGUUGCAUAAGAGAAGACCGUCAUGAUCAUAAUCCGAAAGCAGAGAGAAAACAAAAAACUUUUCUUGGGUGGUGUGAGGAUCGGCGCAGGCAGGUGAAGAAAAAGAAGGCGCCAAACCGAAAAAGGGUAGGCCCCGGCAACGCGCUUAUCGCGGUAUCUUGGGCUUUUAAGAUUGCGAUGGGACGAGUCCCAUGCCAUGAGCUGUGUCUACUAACCAACGGUGAUUUCGAGGCCCUUCCGUCUGGAGGCUUCUCCAACGAAGGAAUUAUAGACGGGCCCACCUCAAUUCCCAGCUGGAAAUCAAACGGCACCGUUGAGCUCGUCGCGUCAGGGCAAAAACAGGGUGCGAUGAUCCUCAUCGUACCACAGGGUGCACACGCAGUGAGACUCGGCAAUGACGCUGAGAUCAGUCAACAGGUCAAACUCGAAAAGGGCUCAGUUUAUUCCGUCACGUUCAGUGCGGCUCGCACUUGCGCUCAGCUAGAGUCACUGAACGUGUCGAUUCCUCCUGCGUCACAGACCAUUGACUUGCAGACUGUGUACAGUGUUCAGGGGUGGGAUUCGUACGCGUGUGCCUUUCAGGCGGAGGAGGAUGAUGUUCAGGUGGUUUUAAGAAAUCCUGGCAUGGAGGAUGACCCCACUUGUGGACCCAUUAUUGAUGAUAUUGCUAUCAAGAAGCUUUUCGUUCCUGGCAAGCCCAAAGAUAAUGCAGUACUCAAUGGUGACUUUGAAGAAGGAGCAUGGAUGUUCAGAAAUGAAUCACUAGGUGUCUUACUUCCCACCAACCUCGAUGAAGAAACCUCCUCAUUGCCUGGUUGGAUAGUUGAAUCGAACAGGGCAGUACGUUACAUCGACUCCUACCAUUUCUCUGUCCCACAAGGCAAACGAGCCAUCGAAUUGCUCUCUGGUAAGGAAGGCAUAAUCUCCCAAAUGGUUGAAACCAAAUCCAACAAGCCAUAUAGAUUGACAUUUGCUUUAGGACAUGCUGGGGAUAAAUGCAAACUACCACUUGCAGUCAUGGCCUUUGCUGGGGAUCAAGCACAAAACAUCCACUACACACCCAAUGCUAACUCCACCUUCCAGACUGCUAGCCUGAACUUCACUGCCAGGGCUGAGAGGACGCGGGUGGCAUUCUAUAGUGUCUAUUACAAUACCCGGAGUGAUGAUAUGAUCUCUUUGUGUGGACCUGUGGUGGAUGAUGUAAGGGUAGAACAGUCAGGGUCUAUUAGAAAUGGACUUGUUGGAUUGGGGGUGAUGUUGGGUUUAGGGUUUUGGCUGUGUUUUUUGGUUCUGGUUUAAGUUUAGGUUGAGGUGGUUGUUGUUGUUUAUAUAAGCUGCAAGUGUUGUGUAUGGUUUUGGCAUGGGAGUUUUGGUAAACCAAGCCCCUGCUUCUAAGUUGUAUGUGAGGUUUGGGAUUCAAUCUAUCUAUGAGAAUGAAAGUGGUAGUGAUUUUGGUUUAUAGAUAGCCUUUUAUUGAAAACGUCUG